Molecule: messenger RNA, 1768 nt
Organism: Radiomyces spectabilis
Lineage: Eukaryota; Fungi; Mucoromycota; Mucoromycetes; Mucorales; Radiomycetaceae
Exons: 3
Coding region: 245-1465 (406 amino acids)
Biological process (GO): positive regulation of transcription by RNA polymerase II
Cellular component (GO): RNA polymerase II transcription regulator complex
Molecular function (GO): protein dimerization activity; DNA-binding transcription factor activity
Source: RefSeq, a predicted model, not a curated record
UUUUUUUUUGGCGAUUUGGAUCGUCUCUUCUUCUACCUUUUUCUUUAUAGUUUUUUUUGGAUCCUCUUUAUUUUUUUCCCUUCAUAUUUAGCUGCUUGCUCACUCUCUCUCUCUGUGUGUGUAGUUGUUUUUACCACUCUUCAUGCUCGCAUAACGAGUAUCUGUUCUCUUCUUUCGUAGUCUCCUCCUUUUUUUUUCUUCAACUUAUUUUGUCUUAAUAAUCGGCGUUAUCUCUUGUGUCGUCAUGGAAGGAUAUGAUCCAGCUACUACCACCGUACCUCACAAAGCCUCCAGUAUCACCAGCACAACCAGCAACAGCAGUUGGGAUAAUCCGCCUUCGCUUUAUUCAGGUUCCAGUGUCCACGAAGACGCCGAAUCGCCUUAUAUACAUGAAACGUUACCUGACGAAGACUUUCAUCCAAAAAUAGCUAAUUGGGAUCAUUGCUCUCUGAUUAAGGAUAAGGAUCAAAAGCAAAUCUCUGAUUUUCUCGACUCUUUCUUUAUCGAAUCAACCAUGCCUAAGCAACAAAAACGAGACACGACGCACGCGGCACACAGCGAAAUGGUGGCCACAACAACGACGAUGGAAGACGAAACAUCACCUAUCUAUCUUUGCCAAAGCCAUCAGGUGGCCGUUCCUAUUAGUUCUUCAUGUCUUGUUCGAAAACGGACCAGUCAAGGCAUGCCAACCAAGCCGUCUCAUCCUCGAUACGAGCCUGAACCUGGUGAUGUGAUGGCAACGUCGCCUGUGCCUGCAUCCAACAGCAAAUCCCAUCAUCAAGCGCCUAAACAACGACGGGUCACACGAAACCGUGAUAUACUAACCGAUGAUGAACGACGCGCCAACCAUAUUGCUUCCGAACAAAAACGGCGUAAUUCCAUCCGUAAUGGUUUCAAGGAGAUGACUGAUAUCAUUCCUACGUUAAAAAAUAUCAACAACUCGAAAAGCACCAUUUUAUUCAAAGCAGUCGACUAUAUCCGGCACCUGGAAAAACGGAACCGCGGUUUGCGCGAGAAACUACGAUCGUUGCAGAUGCGUCACGAAGUCGAAAAGCGGAUGAUUCGUAACAACAACGUGAAUUGGUUUCAAAGACGUUGUUUAGCUCAAGAUUCACUGCAAGUCCAUGCAUCACCGACUAUGGCCAACAACGAAGGACUGCAUCCUUCCGCUAUGGCCGCCUUAAUGGCGCAUAAGAACCAACAAAACCAGCUGCAACUUUUACAACAACAACUACGUGUUCAGCAAGAAUUACUGACCAAACACAACAUCAAACCGACCUCAUCUGCUGCCCCGAUAUAUCAUUCUAUUUCCAUUCCUAUGUCUCAUGUAAAUAACUCACCGACGCAAUUACCUCCACUCAUGCCUACCAGCAAAGAAAAAUGGAUGGCCAAUGCCUUGAAUGCUCCCAGUCUCAAUAUUCCUGCCGACGACGAAUAUCCUAAAGAAGCAUACAGAGACCAUUGAUUAAGCCCUCACCGAAUAUAUCAUCCAAAAUAUCACACAUCCGUUGACCAUGUCCUCAAGCAGCUGAAAACUAGAAAACAUAACAAAAAAAAAAAAAUUCCUCAAGGAUUCAACAAAAAAAAGAAAAAAAAAUAUCUAUGCCCCCAAUUUCCAAUGACCCAUUUCAGUGUAGCAUGAAUUUCUGAUUUUUUAAACUUUUUUUGCGCUUCAACAUUUUUUGAUUCCCAAACACAUCGAAAUUCCAUCUCCGAAUUUCGCAUGUGACUGUAUUUAUGAAUAAAGCCAUUUGAUUGGAUAAUAGCG